GGCGGACGGCGGGCACGGGACGCGGGGGCCACGCGUGGCAGGUACCUGGCACCAACGCUGUGCCCUCUGCUCUGGCUGUGAGGAAUGGCUAUGGAAGAUCCUGGCAGGAAGACUGAGGUGGUGCUGCUGGCCUGUGGCUCCUUCAACCCCAUCACCAACAUGCACCUGAGGCUGUUCGAGCUGGCUAAAGACUAUUUCCAUGAAACAGGAAAAUACAAAGUAAUCAAGGGCAUCAUUUCACCGGUGGGUGAUGCAUACAAGAAGAAAGGUCUGAUCAGUGCGAAUCACCGAGUGACAAUGGCAAAACUGGCUACAAAAAACUCGGAUUGGGUGGAAGUUGAUGAUUGGGAAAGCAGCCAGAGUGAGUGGUUGGAAACACUAAAAGUUUUAAGGUACCACCAUCAAAAGUUUUUACCUGCUGAUGCCACCAACAGUCUGGAGGAUGCUGUGCCCUUAACAAAGCUGGGGAGGAAGAGGAAACAGGAACCAAACAGGCACGAACCCGCUAAAAAGAAAAAUCAGAGCUCAGAUGUAAAAAGUGUCCCCCAGGUUAAGCUGCUCUGUGGCAGCGACAUGCUGGAAUCUUUUGGGAUCCCCAACCUGUGGAAGUUGGAGGACAUCACCGAAAUCGUGGAGAAGCACGGCCUCGUGUGCAUCAGCAGGGCCGGGAACAACGCCCAGAAAUUCAUCUACGAGUCUGAUAUUUUGUGGAGGCACAAGGACAACAUUCACCUGGUGGAGGAAUGGAUCACAAACGACAUUUCCUCCACCAAGAUCCGCAGGGCCCUGCGGAGGGGGCAGAGCAUCCGCUACCUGGUGCCUGACGUGGUCCGGGCUUACAUCGAGAAGAACAACCUGUACAGCCCCGAGAGCGAGGACAGGAAUGCUGGGGUGGUCUUGGCUCCCCUACAGAAACAUGCAAGUGACUCCAAGAACUGACAGGCACUGAACAGUAACUCACUGUCUGCUGGG
Molecule: messenger RNA, 972 nt
Organism: Empidonax traillii (willow flycatcher)
Lineage: Eukaryota; Metazoa; Chordata; Aves; Passeriformes; Tyrannidae
Gene: NMNAT1
Product: nicotinamide nucleotide adenylyltransferase 1
Exons: 5
Coding region: 85-939 (284 amino acids)
Biological process (GO): NAD+ biosynthetic process
Molecular function (GO): nicotinamide-nucleotide adenylyltransferase activity; nicotinate-nucleotide adenylyltransferase activity
Source: RefSeq, a predicted model, not a curated record